This is a messenger RNA of Ostrinia furnacalis (Asian corn borer), 1307 nucleotides long. Its product is annotated as GRB10-interacting GYF protein 2-like. The record is from RefSeq and is a predicted model, not a curated record. The transcript is spliced from 7 exons. NCBI's taxonomy places the organism in Eukaryota, Metazoa, Arthropoda, Insecta, Lepidoptera, Crambidae. Bases 38 to 1273 code for a protein of 411 amino acids. Gene Ontology annotation, cellular component: mitotic spindle; nuclear envelope; kinetochore. Gene Ontology annotation, biological process: attachment of mitotic spindle microtubules to kinetochore; mitotic spindle assembly checkpoint signaling.
UCUAAAGAAUCGCAGUUCAGUUAAAGAAUUUGCGAAAAUGGCGAAAGAGAGUGAUAUGUCUUUAUUCAACGAUGUUUUGGAGCCGUUUAGAAGAGUUAUAAAUACCGACCCGCCGAAAGACAAGCUGUCGGCGUCUUCUAAAUUAAAUUUUUCUGAUAGUAACCAAUCUAUAAAAGAAGGACUUUCUAACCUAUUAUCAAUGGGAAAAAGGAAAUCCAGUAUUGGUCCCGAAAUGUCUACUCCUGACAAACGAAUGCGGACUGAUUCUUCUUCUAAUGUUGCUUCUGCGCCGCCAUCUCCUUGGGAGGCUAAAAGGAUGAAGAUAGACCUUAUUGCUGCAAAGGCUCAGAUCACAAAAUUGGAAGCCCGUGUGAACCACCAGCAUACAAUUCGCAAAGAGAUGCAGAUUCUAUUUGAAGAGGAGAAGGCUUCCCUCAUGGACCAGCAUAAGAGAGAUGAGAGGGCUAUAUCGGAUAUGGAGGAGCGCUUACAAGUUGUGCGUAGGAGGGAACAGGAGUUGAAAGAUGAGUUAAGUCAGGCUAUGCAAGAGCACAAAGAAUAUAAAGCAAAUUGGGACAAAGAGAAAACUGAACUUCAUAAGCAUAUAGGGGAACUAAAGGACAAACUAUUGGAGGCUAAUGUGAGCAAUAAGGAUCAGAUAUCAGAAAUGAAGAAAGAUAUGGAUGAACUACUGCAGGCUUUAGAAGGAGCUCAAUGUGAGGUAGAAAUGCUGAAAAAGGAGGUGGCAAGGCAGACCAGCCGUGCCGAGCAGUGCGUCAGCCUGAAGACUCAACUGGAGAAGCAGACAUUUGAAUUGCAGCAAGUCACCAACAAACUGAAGGAACUGGAGUAUGAGAGAGAUUCAUACAAGGAUUGGCAGCAGCAAGCUAAGACUGCUCAAAAGAGACUGACAAACAUGGCGGAGCUAGAAAAAGAAGUCGUCCGGCUGAAGGCCACAGAGCGCUCCCUGCGCGACGCCGUCUGCAACAAGCUACUCCUGGAGGAGCAGGUGCACCAGCUCGGCUGCCGCGUGGACGCCAUGCAGCCGCACCAGCAGCAGCUGCACGAGGCUAAGGUCAAAAUCGCCGCUCUGGAGUCGGCGCUGGAAGAGUGGAAGUCAUCAGCGCGCGCGCACGGCGUGGACAGCGCUCGCGGGCUCUCGGCGGCGCUGGACGCGGCGCUCAGCAGCCAGCUCACCGCCACCGCCGGCUGCUCGCAGGCGCAGACGCAGCUGGCUCAGCUCACCGAGGUAGGUGGAGUGAGACAGAUGUGAGGAGAGUCACUAGAGGGAGUGUAGUCUGUCAUCG